CAACAUUUAAAUGUAUGUAGAGAGAGUUGUAAACAGGUUUAUAAAACAUUAUAAAUAACCAGAUCUAGAGACACCAACCUGGAGAGAAUCUGUGAACACCAGAACACAGCAAGAUGAGGAUCCUGCUGAUAUUCAUCCUCCUCUCCUUUAUGACAGGUUGUGUGAGCUCCUACAUAGUGCCUGGAUACUCUGGAGGAACUGUCAUCAUCUACUGUCAGUAUAACAAUGGGGAGAAGAGGAAUGGAAAAUAUUUCUGCAGGGAGCAUAACACUUUGGGUUGUGAGGAUAAAAUAAGAUCAGGUAGUCAGAACACCUGGCAGCACAGAGGUAGAUUCUCUCUGUAUGACGACACUGAGGGAAACUACUUCAAUGUGGUCAUCAAACAACUGACCAGACAAGAUAAAGGAACCUACUGGUGUGGAGUGGAUAAACUUUUAAAAUUUGACAAAUAUACCAGGGUGGACCUGGAAGUAAAGGAAGAGUCAACCAAACCAAUAACAACAACAACAUCAAUUGCAUCACAAUCGACCCCACAAGCCUCAACUUCUUCAUUCACCAAAGCAACCUCCAAGAGUCCUGCACCAUCAUCCAGGCCCCCGUCAGAACGUAAAGAAUCUGAUACUCCAGUGGUCAUCUUGGUGUGUGUGAGUGUGGUUGUGUUACUGCUGCUUUUCAGUCUGCUAACAGUCUACAAACGGAAAUACAACCAGAACACAGGGUCUUUCUCCUCUACACAGAGAGCGAUCACAGGCCCAGGAAGCCACUUUGAGGGUUGUCAUGGUGAAGGUGACUAUGAGGAGAUUAAGGAGCAUUUCCAUACUUCCGACACAGGCGAUGGGACCAUCUAUGUCGACUUUCCCAGAAACCCCUCUGACUCUCUCCACUACGCCAGGGUCAACUUCCACAAGGAUCCCAGCUGCCCCAAUGAAGCCACCACCACCAUCACUAUAGAGGGCACAUCCUCCUGUGACUAUGCUACUGUAAAUGUUGUUCAAAACUCCACCUACUCUACUGUCAAUCAUCCACACAGCACAUCUGAAGCUCCUCCCAUCUACUCCACAGUCAGCAAACCAGGAGACACCUGA
Molecule: messenger RNA, 1085 nt
Organism: Esox lucius (northern pike)
Lineage: Eukaryota; Metazoa; Chordata; Actinopteri; Esociformes; Esocidae
Product: CMRF35-like molecule 8
Exons: 6
Coding region: 114-1085 (323 amino acids)
Source: RefSeq, a predicted model, not a curated record